Molecule: messenger RNA, 2970 nt
Organism: Heterocephalus glaber (naked mole-rat)
Lineage: Eukaryota; Metazoa; Chordata; Mammalia; Rodentia; Bathyergidae
Source: RefSeq, a predicted model, not a curated record
CGCCUGCUGGGAAUUGUAGUUUCCGCCCCCCCCAGCUCUUUGUUUUUAUCCGGUGGGAGGCAGUUAGUGACCCGCAAAGGAAAAUCAGCUCAGUUCGGUCAACACUCUAGCCUUAGGCGUUUAACAGUUUUUAGAGGAGAAAUUCAUAUCUGGCUAUGUGGCUCUUGGUUCUCAAGGGAAGAAGUAAUAGUGUGAAGCUCUGGUGGAUUCCAAGCCUGUUUUAUCUUCUUCACAGUUCUGGAGCUCCAGUCUUCACCUUCACCCCAGACGUCAUCUCCUGGCUUCCAGUGCAGACUAUUCAGCCUCCUGGUAUGGACUCACAAGAGACAGUACAGGGAGCUCCGGGCCUUUGACUGGAUCCUUCAGAUCUCCAGCACACAGACAGCCCUUUUGCACUUUUCCACCCGUGUGGGUGGCCAUUGGCUUCAUACAGGAAAUAUAUUGCUGUGUCAAGUUUCAGAGAAGAGUUUCUUCUUUUCCAAAUUACUAAUCAGACUACAACACGUCAAGUUGAAGGAAAAGACUAGGAGGAAAGGAGUGCCCUGCUGCCCAUGAGCAGGAAAAUCCAGCACCAAGAAGUUGCUGAAAGCCUGGCCGCGCUCACAGCUGUUGCUUGACUUGUGAGGAGGAAACACACUGAGUGAAGGGCAGAAAACAAGAGAAAUGCUCUGCCCUUGGAGAACUUCUGACCUAGGGCUACUCCUGCUGUUUACAGUUUUCUCAGUGGCGGCUUCAGCUAAUUCGUGUAUGGAUGGAAAGCAGAUGACGGAGAACAAUUCCUCCGCCCUUACAGAAGUUAACAUUUUAGAGUCUGUACCCAUGGGCACAAGGGCUGUGCUCUGUUGCCCUCCUGUCCUACUGGCAAAAGUAAUGUUAAUGACAUGGAAAAUAACCCUCAGAGGCCAGUCUCUCUGCACAAGAGCACAUAAAAAAGAAACAAAUAAGACCAUCGACACCAACUGCACUGAUGGGAGAAUAACCUGGGCCUCCAGACCUGACCUGAGUCCUGACCUUCAGAUUAAUGAAGUGGCUGUCACUCAUGAUGGAAUUUACAUCUGUGAAACAGCAACAUUUAAUGGGAAUUUCUACAAUGUGUAUCAACUCCAAGUGCUAGUGCCCCCUGAAGCAAACAUCUUUUUCAGUGAGAAUAAAACUUUGGUAGUGUGUGAGACAGCUGCCGGCAAGCCAGCUGCGCAGAUCUCCUGGACUCCAGAGGGGCACUGUGUGACUAAGGACGAAGAGAACAGCGAUGGCACUGUGAUGGUCAGAAGUACCUGCAGCUACUCAGACAGUAAUGUAUCCACUGUGACCUGCUUGGUCUCCCAUUUGACUGGCAACAGGAGUCUCUCCCAAGGUCUGCCUUCUGAUACCUCAAAAUCAAAUGAAUUAUAUAUUAAAUACAUCAUUCCUCCUAUUAGUAUUAUUUUGAUCAUCGUGGGAUCAGUUUGGCUUUUGAAAAUCAGGGCCUUCAGGAAAUGUAAGCUUAAAAAAUCAGCAGCUACUUCUGUCAUUGAGGAGGAUGAAAUGCAGCCCUAUGCUUGCUACACAGAGAAGAACAACCCACUCUAUGAAGCUACAAGCAAGGUUUAGGUGUUUCAAGUAUCACAAAGUGAAGCUGAUGGCAUAGACCUCCAUACUUUAUAAGUUAUUGGGAUCUAGCACCAGGAAAAAUUAAUCAAGAUACAUUAUACUUACUGUUUUGAGUUCUCUUACAGAUCUAGAAUGGAAAACCUAUUUUGAAGUCAGUUUUGGAAAACUUCUUGGAAGAAAAAGAUGUUCUAAUGGAUUUGUAUUUAUGUCCUUUUACAAUGGGAAUUUUAGAAUCUUAGCUGCUAUUAGCUAGUUCUUUGAAGAACUUGUUAUUGUGCAAAGAAAACACAUGCUCAUAAAAUAUUCAAAUUGUGCAAUACAGUGAAUAAUGAAAACUAAGUUUCUUCAAGAAAUAAUUUUGUCAAAGGGGCAAUCAUCAACAGUUUCUCAUGUAUUCUUUAAGAUUUCUACAUACAUUUGAUAUGUUUAUGUGGCUAUGGUAUAUAUAUGCAUUUAUGUAUCUAUUUACAUUUGUGUUUGUGUGUAUAUAUAUAUGUGUGUAUGUGUGUGUCAAGACACAAAUAGGAACAUAUUGUAAUGCUAUCCAGUUCUUAUAAAAAAGCUAAUAAUGUAAGUCUUGGAGAUAUUUUCAUGUCAGCACAAGAAAAUCUACCUCAUUCUUUUCUAAUGGCUACAUAAGAUUCCAUUGUAUGAUUAUAUCAUAAUUUAAUUAACUACAGCCCCAGUGAUGGACAUUUAGAUUAAGUUUUGUUUAUGGUAUAAAUAAUAACAGUAUAAUGCUUCUUGUGGAUAUAUUUCUUCCCACUGUUUGAAUGUAUCAGUAGGAUAAUUUCCUUGAGUGAAAUUUCCAGGUCAAUUUGUAUGCACUUUUAUUAUUGAUAGGUAUGUCACAUUGUGUCAAUUUACAUUCCCCCAACAGUGUAAGUUGUGCCUUGUAUUGAUAUCUGCAAGAUUCUCACUUCCUUGAUUCCCAUUUUCUCUUUUAAAUUAAACAGUUGGCUAAUAUGAUGCAAGAUUAUAAGAACUGUACUAUUUAAUAAAACUGGAUUUAUAUUUUUUGUUGUAUUUUAAAGAGAGAAUAUAUGUGUAAAAAUGUUUGAUUUCUUCUGAGACCCUCCUGCCUCUAUGGAAGUGUUAAUAUUCAAUAUGUAACAGUUUUGCAGAUGAUACAGGUUGGAAUUGUGUAUUUUUGUAGUAUACAUUGUAUUCUGGUGUAUUUCUCAAGUAGUAGAUAUUUAUGGGGUAUAUAUGUAGCUAAAUAUGCACUACAGAUGAUUUGGAGUUUCUGCAUGCUAAGAGAACAACCAUAGGAUGACAUGACCCUCCCCUACAUUUUUCUAUGGAGUAAAAUAUUGGGAAUAUGUAUAUUGAAAAUUUUUAAUAACAUAAAAAUCUUGUUAGAUGUGAAAAGUAUGAAAA